AUGGACAAAGGUUUGGUACCAGGCAGGACCAGUUCGGUCUCAGAGGAGAUGGAGGGGAUAUGUGUGAUGCCAGAUAUGAGUGGCAUCAAGUCGGAGCACCCGGGUGGAAGUGCGGACAACACAGGUGCACAGAACGUGGCCAUGGGGAUCAAGUUCAUUCUGCCCAACCGCUUCGAUAUGAACGUAUGCUCAAGAUUCGUCAAGUCACUCAACGAGGAGGACAGCAAAAACAUACAGGACCAGGUCAACUCCGAUUUGGAGGUGGCUUCUGUUUUAUUUAAAGCCGAGUGUAAUAUUCAGACGUCACCCUCACCGGGGAUACAAGUGCGUCAUGUUUAUACCCCGUCCACCAACAAACACUUAACUCCCAUCAAACAGUCGACAACCACCAACAAGCACCGUGAUAACGAAGUGUCCUCCACUCCUCUUCUGGUCCACUCUCUGUCCAUUCACCAGCUAGCAGCACAGGGUGAAAUGGUUUUCCUAGCCAGCAGGAUUGAACAAGAGACUGUGAUUAACCUGCAGGAUGAGGAAGGCUUCACCCCCCUGAUGUGGGCUGCAGCACAUGGACAGAUUGCAGUCGUAGAAUUCCUGCUUCAGAAUGGAGCGGACCCCAACCUGUUGGCUAAAGGCAGAGAGAGUGCUCUGUCUCUGGCAUGCAGUAAGGGAUAUACAGACAUCGUGAAGAUGCUCAUCGAUUGUGGGGUGGACGUCAAUGAAUAUGACUGGAACGGCGGGGCUCCCGUGCUCUACGCUGUCCAUGGGAACCAUGUACCCUGUGUGGAAAUCCUCCUAGAAAGUGGAGCUGACCCCACCAUUGAGUCCGACUCUGGCUUCAACGCUAUGGAUAUGGCUGUGGCAAUGGGCCAUAGGAAUGUUCAACAGGUGAUGGAGGCCCAUCUACUGAAGCUGCUGAUGGGGAUGCGAGAGUGACCAGAGCCCAGGGAAAAGCCACUAACCUGGGGGACAUGAGGAAGGAUUGCCUGGGAAUGGAAAUGCAGUAUACAGCAGACUCCAUAAUGAAGAAAGAAAUGUCUGAGGACAAUCGUGAAGCACGUCUGAGGCUCGUGUGAAACGUUUAGGAAGCAUGUGUGUGAGUAUUUAGGCACCCCAUGUAUCUGUUUUGGGUAGACGUCCUAUUGAGUUUUGUAACAAACCAUGUAAGAAACUAGUGCAUAAACCCAAACGUCUGCACAAAUCAUGCAUUAAUAAUGGGGGAUGUUGAAAGUUGAGUUAAUUGCACACGUCAUUUGAGAAUUCUGCCCCUCAUGAAAAGGGUAUUGGCAUGAAAGUAAAACAGCCUAGUGGGUCAACUGCCGCAACGACUAAUAGCAUCGUCUAUGCUGUUUUGGUGCCCUAGCUCCCACGUAACGGCAUUCAGCGAACCUGUGCACAUACUGUGUGUGACAGAACAAAGUCUUGCAUCUCAAUAUCUACAGUGCUGCUCGUGGCAACGUCAUUUUGCGGGCUACUUUUAACAAGUUGUUGUGAAAUUAAGUACAUCGAACAAUAAAUAGGAAUAAAAUUGGUCCCAUG
Messenger RNA from Oncorhynchus tshawytscha (Chinook salmon), 1536 nucleotides. It is a transcript of the gene ankra2, whose product is annotated as ankyrin repeat, family A (RFXANK-like), 2. Gene Ontology annotation, molecular function: protein binding. Gene Ontology annotation, biological process: regulation of gene expression. Gene Ontology annotation, cellular component: nucleus. The record is from RefSeq and is a predicted model, not a curated record. Lineage: Eukaryota; Metazoa; Chordata; Actinopteri; Salmoniformes; Salmonidae.